AUGGCAGCAGGCUACGAUCGACUGGACCAGCAUCCGCCAGUCGUCGACCAGCCCGCACGCCCACCUGUCGCACCCUUCUCGUCCUCCUCCUCGGCAGGACUCCCUUUCCCCGUCACAACGCCCGAUGCUGCGUCUCCGAACGGCUUGGUAGACCCGUUCGCAUACCCGCCAGCUGGCGCUCGGAAGUCGAAGCUCGGCGCGGCGAAAUGGAAGGGCAAGGGCCGGGCGAACGACUCGCCCUCUCCUGACGGGUCCUCCGACCAAGCAGUAGACGAUGCAGAGCCGCGAAAGAAGCUGGUGUUCUGCGUGCGGUUCACGGACGGGCAGACGGAGGACUUGGUGGACCUUUGGGUUGGCGAGAAGGAGACGGUUCGCGAGGUGAAACGACGGAUUCGGCUCCUGCGACCCGAUACUCUGACGGAAAACGGCAAACCCCGCCGCCUGCGUCUGAUCCAGCUGGGCCGCCUGCUCCCAGACGGCGUCUUCCUCCUCCCCUACACGCUACAACUCGUUUCCCGGCGGGCAAAAGCUGUCUCGCCGAAUUCUGCGGCCGACGUCGGCGUCAAGGAGGGAUUGCAGGCUGUUGGAAGGGGGAUCGGGAAGGUUGUGAGAGGCACGAUGGGCGAGCGAGCGGGAGAGGAUGAGAUGAGUCUGUUGGAGAAGGGGAAGGGGCGCGAGGACGAGCGAGGUACAGGAGAGGACGAGGUGGAGGAAGAGCAGAUCUGGUUGCAUUGUUCGGUGGGCGAGCCGAUCGAGGACGAGGAACCAACGGAGGAGAAGGACCAGACUGCGCAAAUCACCCCACUGCAAGGCUUCGACCGACUACGCGACGCUGGCUUCUCCGAGCAGGACAUCGAGAACCUCCGCGCCGAGUUCCGCGACUCCCGCCAGACUGAAGCGGACGACGAGGAGCACCAGCGCGCGCUCGAGGAGCAAUGGAUGAGCGGGAUGACCGGCCAGGAAGAAGCUGUCGCUGGCGACUCAGCCGGCACAGGGCACUAUUACUCGCUUCUCAAGGGCGUCUGCAUCGGCUUCUUCGUCCCCUUCUUGCCGCUCUUCUUCUUCCGAACCCAGAUCUUUACGCGACGAAUGCAGAUCGCCGUUAUCUUGGGUAUCGUCGUCAACCUCGGCUUUGGAAUCCUCCGCCUGCUGGGCUAG
This is a messenger RNA of Rhodotorula toruloides NP11, 1158 nucleotides long. RefSeq lists its product as uncharacterized. Lineage: Eukaryota; Fungi; Basidiomycota; Microbotryomycetes; Sporidiobolales; Sporidiobolaceae. Gene Ontology annotation, biological process: protein processing. The transcript is spliced from 6 exons. Bases 1 to 1158 code for a protein of 385 amino acids. The record is from RefSeq and is a predicted model, not a curated record. Gene Ontology annotation, cellular component: Dsc E3 ubiquitin ligase complex; endoplasmic reticulum.